GGGGAGGCGGCGGCGGCGGGAGGGGGCGCUGGAGGGGCAGAGGGGGCACCCACUUCCUCCUGUUCGCCGGCUCCCUGGCCUGGGACGGUCCCGGCGCCCUCGCAGCCGCCCCGGGCACCGCCGCCUCCCGCCGCUUCGCCUCCCUCUUCCCCCUGCACACACACCCCCGCCGGCGCCCGCCCUCGCCCGGCGCCGCCGGUCUGCUCGGCCCUCCGGGCCCCCCUCUCCAGCCGGCCCCCGCCUCCCCGGAGCCAGGCUGGUUUCGGAAAUGCCCUUACAGCAGCAGGCCAAGCGAAGGCUGGAGCUGGGAGAAAGCGGUCAUCAGUACCUCUCAGAUGGUUUAAAAACCCCCAAGGGCAAAGGAAGAGCUGCACUCCGAAGUCCCGACAGUCCUAAAACUCCAAAAUCUCCCUCAGAAAAAACGCGGUAUGACACGUCCCUUGGUCUGCUCACCAAGAAGUUCAUUCAGCUGCUGAGCCAGUCGCCCGAUGGAGUCUUGGACUUGAACAAGGCGGCCGAGGUGCUGAAGGUGCAGAAGCGAAGGAUCUACGACAUCACGAACGUCCUGGAAGGCAUCCACCUCAUCAAGAAGAAGUCCAAGAACAACGUCCAGUGGAUGGGCUGCAAUCUGUCUGAGGACGGGGGCAUGCUGGCCCAGUGCCAAGGCCUGUCAAAAGAAGUGACAGAGCUCAGUCAGGAAGAGAAGAAGUUAGAUGAACUGAUCCAAAGCUGCACCCUGGACCUCAAACUGUUAACCGAGGAUUCAGAGAAUCAGAGGUUAGCUUAUGUUACAUAUCAAGAUAUUCGAAAAAUUAGUGGCCUUAAAGACCAAACUGUUAUAGUUGUGAAAGCCCCUCCAGAAACAAGACUUGAAGUGCCUGACUGCGUGGAGAGCCUACAAAUACACUUGGCAAGUACCCAAGGACCCAUUGAGGUCUACCUGUGUUCAGAAGAGACUGAAACGCACAGUCCCGUGAAAACAACCAACCAAGACCACAAUGGGAAUAUCCCAAAAUCCACUUCCAAAGACUUGGCUUCACCCAACUCAGGACCUCGUGACUGCUCCGUUUCUAUGGCGAGCCUUUCUCCUCUGGCCUCCCCGGCCAACCUCCUCCAGUACACUGAGGACCAAAUCCCUUCCAACCUGGAGGGGCCCUUCGUGAACUUGCUGCCUCCGCUGCUGCAGGAGGACUACCUGCUGAGCCUGGGGGAGGAGGAGGGCAUCAGCGACCUCUUCGACACCUACGAUUUGGAAAAGCUCCCGCUGGUGGAAGAUUUUAUGUGUAGUUGAUUACACUCCGUGUGUGAAUGCUCCUUACAAACCGCUAUUUUUUUAAUCACGGAAGCAGAACAUCUGUCAUGCAGUGUUGUCCCUCCUACCUUUCUCCUCCAAGAGAGUAUCAUGAAGUAAACUACAAACUUCAGAACAAAGCUGACAUUUUGAUGAA
This is a messenger RNA of Ochotona princeps (American pika), 1448 nucleotides long. It is a transcript of the gene E2F3, whose product is annotated as E2F transcription factor 3. Gene Ontology annotation, cellular component: RNA polymerase II transcription regulator complex. The record is from RefSeq and is a predicted model, not a curated record. The transcript has 7 exons. Lineage: Eukaryota; Metazoa; Chordata; Mammalia; Lagomorpha; Ochotonidae. The coding region runs from base 269 to 1291 and encodes 340 amino acids. Gene Ontology annotation, molecular function: RNA polymerase II cis-regulatory region sequence-specific DNA binding; protein dimerization activity; DNA-binding transcription factor activity, RNA polymerase II-specific. Gene Ontology annotation, biological process: regulation of transcription by RNA polymerase II.